Messenger RNA from Naumovozyma dairenensis CBS 421, 1068 nucleotides. RefSeq lists its product as uncharacterized. Lineage: Eukaryota; Fungi; Ascomycota; Saccharomycetes; Saccharomycetales; Saccharomycetaceae. The transcript has a single exon. The coding region runs from base 1 to 1068 and encodes 355 amino acids. The record is from RefSeq and is a predicted model, not a curated record.
AUGACAAUUUCCUAUUUGAAAGAAAGUUAUGCGUCUUUGAUUAAAUUAUUUUUCAAUGAUGAACAAUGCGAAAUCACAAGAACAAAUGAUCCCAAUGUUCCGUCUUGUUUUAAUCAUAAAAGUGUUCGAACGAUGCCAAUAAUUAAAGAGAAACAUAAAGAUGGGCUAUUCAUGUUUUCAUCUCCUGAAUCCUUAGAAAAAUACAAACAAUUAAAUUCAAAAUAUUUUGGAGAAUUAAAUAUUAAUGGGUUUGGUAUUCCAUAUUUACAUAUAAUAAGAAUUGUUUCUCCCAUUGGGUUCCCCUUUGUGGAUAAUUGUUCUUCCUUCAAAAUUUAUAAAUAUGAGGUAAGGAAUGCAAGCGAUCCACUUCCGUUAGAAUAUCCUCAUUUUGAAAUUAUUACGAGUAGCAAUCACUUAAAAUUGUACAAGAUUCUAAUUUGUUCCAUUGAUCAAUUUAAUUAUGAAAUGUUGGGGUCUGGGAAAUUCUAUUUCCAAUACUAUAUGCCAGAUUUCCCUAUUUCUAAUAUGUUAAUGAGAUGGAAGGGAUUAAUGUCAGAUUAUCAUUUCCAAAUGGAUGAGAUGAAUUUUAAUUGGAGACAAUGUUUCCAAUUUAAUUCAAAAGGGUAUGUACAUCAUAGAUUACGGUUGACUGAUGUAACGGUUCCUCAACAAGAUAAUAGUACUGUUAUAGCAAACAGUUUAGAGAGAAAAUUUAAGAAAAAGAAUUUGAAGCAAAAUGUUAUUGUUGCACACUUAUUAAGAAUUCCUAUAAAACCAUAUGAUUUUACUAGAGGUAGAGGAAGUGAUUUUUUCCAAUGGACUGAUUUGGAGAUUGGAGAGGAUAGUCAAUUCCAUACAUUAGGUAUUCAAGAUAUUUCUCCUUUGAAAGAACGGAUUGCAUGUCAAGGGUUAUUUUUCAGUUAUAGAGAAGUGGAAAAAUAUGAGCUUUAUAUAUAUGAUGCUGUUGAUUUUAUGUACUUACCUGAAUUGAUGGGAUGGGAUGAAUUUUACAGAUGGAAAGCAAUGAAUCCUAAAACCUUAGUGGUUAUGUUAGCUGGUAAUAAGUAA